Pantherophis guttatus is the source of this 10068-nucleotide messenger RNA. It is a transcript of the gene PRR15L, whose product is annotated as proline rich 15 like. The record is from RefSeq and is a predicted model, not a curated record. Lineage: Eukaryota; Metazoa; Chordata; Lepidosauria; Squamata; Colubridae.
AUAUUCAAAUCUGUCCCUGCUCAGCCACUAUUCGCUCAUGUUUACUUUAGGCAGGAGUGGCUCAGUCCCUGGUUAACCUUGACAUACAGAGGGAGGGAGAGAGAAGUGAAGCACAAAUAGGUAUGUGGCACCUCCACACACCUGAGAUGUGAGAAUCACAUUUUUACUGGUUGCCAAAGCCAUCUCUGCCAGUUUUGCACAAAAGUAACUCAACGUCUAGCUCAGUGUCUCGUUCUACCUCACGUCUUCUCCAUAUUGGUCUUUGCCUACAAGAGUUGAAGAUACUGUUCAGUGACGGACAAAUCAGACAUCAGACAAAGCAGGGUGACUGAUCGUUCCUGUUGGCUCCAUGGCAGAAAAUAAUUAUAGUUGGUGGAAGUUAACCUUCCUCCGAAAGAAAAAAUCAACUCCAAAGGUAUUGUAUGAAAGUCCAGAUAUUUAUGGAGUGGCCAAUGAUGAGAGUCUACAAGAGGGCAUGCCAGCAGAUGGGAGCAGUGGAAGCCGCAAUGAGCAGGAAUUCAAUGCUCGGCUAGAGAAAAUCGUGGACAAAAGCACCAAAGGGAAACAUGUCAAAGUUUCCAAUUCUGGACGCUUCAAAGAAAAGAAGAAAAUCAGGGCUACUUUGCCCGAAAACCCCAAUUUCUUUUCUGAUGGGGAACGGGAUGAAAAAUAAUGGCCAAGUGAAAGAGAUGCUUUUCAUAAGCCCUUUUUUGAGGACAUUUCUCAGCUGAAGAGAAGCUGAUAUUGACAGAUCAGGUUCAUUACAUUUGCUAAUGAAGUUAACGAGGGAGCCAUCUGAAACUCUAGGAUCGGGCCCUGAUUUUCACGUGAAGUUUCCCCAAAGGAUGAACAUUAUGUUUUAUUUUGUUUUCCUCUUUUUUAAUUUAAGAAAUAAACAGUGCAAGACUUGCAUUAAACACAGGCUUAUGAAGGACUUAUAAAUGAGAAAGGAAAAUUGAGAGGUAGAGCACAGAAGAGGGAACAUACACAGUACUGCUAAAUUCAGAUCAAUUACCCCUCCUUAGCUACCUUGUUAACCUUCUAAUCGGAGUAAAUAGAAAAUGUUUGUUUUACCUCUCAGGCCUGCCCAGCUCUUGGCACACUUGGGCAGCUGCUCCAAUAGGCCUCAUUGGUACUGGCACCUGCUUUCGUCUUCCUACCUCCUCCCUGCUGUAAGCUUUCUUAUCAACAACAGUUGAAUCUAAUCAUCACUGAAAAUUAUCCAAACAUUCACCUUAUAUAGUUUUAUUCUACGUCAUGAUAGAAAAUUUAGAUAGGAAGUGUUUUUUUUAUCAAUUAAGUUGCUUCUUAUAGGUAAGCUAUGGUGGUCUUUUAGAUAUCAAUAACUAAGGCCAAUCAAUCUGAUGUCAGUACAUGCAAAGAUUCUACAGCAGAUCAUACAAAUCUUUAUUUUUAAGAAACUUGAAAACAAUCUGAUAAUUACCAGCAGUCAGCAUGACGUGUCAAAAAUAGAUCUUGCCAAAUGAACUUAAACAAUGGUUUUGUUUGGAUAGAAUCCUUAGAUUGAGGGAAUGCUGGAGAUGUAAUUUAACUUAAUUUCAGAAAAGCACUUUACAAAACAGCCCGUAUUCUGCUUUGUAUGCUACUUGAGUGUGAGCGGGAUGGGCGACUACACACCUGACUCAAAAAUUUAGCUCAGAGUACUAAUAAGUGGUUCCUUAUAAAAUUGGAAUAAGGUACUGUAGGAAGAAAAAUCCAGUCUGGUUCUAAGCCAGGAGAAUGGCACUGGAAAUAAAAUGGAGGCUGACUGGCUGCAAGGAAAGGUUUAUUUGGUUUCCAGAACCUUCAGUGACAACAGCAAUGUUUCUGGGUUGGCUGACCCCUUAGCUGGGUGAAUGGAUGGACCUUUAUAGGGUUCUGGGAUAUUGUGAUUAAGAUGCUCUAGGCUAGGGGGGUUGGGUAAUGUAGUGUCUUUUGCUAUUCUAAUGAUGGUGGGUUAAUCCUAAAGGUCAUGUCCUGUCUUUAGAAUUUGAAUGGGGAAUGUAAAUUCUUAAUCCGAUCAGCUAUAAGGGCAGAAGGUGUUUUGUUUAUGAAUAGAUUGGCCCAGUCUUUCUUAAUAGGCACAAAAUAUCCAUCUCUAAAGACUUGAGACUUCUGCUUGAGGCUAUUAAGAAAGACUGGAGCUAUUUUUUGCCUUUGUUAAGAUUUUUUUUUCUGCAUUUCUUCCUUGGGGAAAUAUAAUAUUCUGCCUCUUUUUAAUAUUAAAAAUACAGAAUAUUUUAAUUUGGGGAGGGAGGGCUUCCUACAGUACCAUGUGGGUGGGGUCAAUAUCCUAGGUCCGUGAUGGCAAACCUAUGGCACACAUGCCAGAGGUGACACACAGAGUCCUCUCUGUGGUCAUUCACACCAUCGCCCCAGCUCAGCCAGCUGGUCGUCGGAUUUCCAAGGCGUGCAUGUGCAUCGGCCAACUGGUUAUCGGGUUUCCGGUGCUCUGGCGUGCAUGUGCAGGCGUGCCUGCGGGCAUGCACCUUCUGGUUUUGGCACUCUGUGCCUAAAAGGUUCACCAUCACUGUCCUAGGUCCUAAAUUCUGAAACAUCAUUUAUUACUUGGAUAAAGAGACGAAGGGAAUGCUUUCCUGAAUUUGCUGAUGAUAUAAAACUGGAUAGGAUAUCUUUCAGAACGGAAAUAAAAUUUAGUAGUUUUUAUAAAAGAAAUGGAAUAAAAAUAUAAAUAUUAUUUAAGAGAGAUGAUUGCAAAAUUAUUUUCUAAGGAAACAAAAAUUCUAUGGACAAAUUGCAGUACUAAUAAAUUAAAAACUGAAUAUGGGAUUUGGGUCAAUAAUGUGAUAUGCUUGAGGGGAGGAAAAAACCAAAACCAAAAGGCAAAUAUAAUUUUAGGUAGCAUAUACAGAAAUACAGUUUUUAAAUAAAAAUUCUACCUGCCCUUUGUUCUGCAUUUGAUAUGACCACUCUACCUUGAAUACCAUGACUAGUUUUGGGUUCUGAUUCAGGCAAUCUUUAACAUUUUAAAGUAUAGCAAUGAGGAUAACAGGUGGCUGAGAAGUGAGAUAUAAUCAGUGAUUUUCAAACUAUUAGACAUGUGGACUUCAGCUCCCAGAAUGGACUUGGUAUAUUUGCGAAUUCUGGGAGUUGAAGUCCAUACAUCAUGAAGUUGCCAAAUUUGAAAAACACUGGAUUAAAUGAAGAGGGAUGGUUAUCUUUGAGAAGAGACCAACAAGAGCUAUGAUUAUGUUUUUCAAAUACUUGACAGCAUGUAACAUUAAAUAGGGAACUGAAUAAUGGAUUUAAAUUACAGGAACAGAGAUUCUGAUUGAAUAUGUAUGAGAGAAAAAAUUACUUCUGAAUUGUAAGUGCUGUUUGACAGUGGAACCAUUACUCAGAGACGUAGUGCCUCCCCUUUGUUGGAUGCCUUCAGGUGAAGAUUAGAUAAAUGAUCUAUCAGAUGAAGAUUAGAGAAAAUCAUCUAUAAUUGGAACAAUGGACUGGAACCUGUUGGCUUAAUAGCACCUAUCAUAGUAUGGCUCUUGAACUUUAUGUGGACAGCAUCAUUUUACCAAUUUACUAAAAAGCAAAGGAGAUUCUUUUAGUGAUUUUUAGUAUAGUCUUCGACUUAUGACAUACUACAUAAUGAAGCCUGUUCAUAAUGUCAUUGACAGUCAUUUAGCAGGUUGAUCAUAUAACCAAUACAAAUUUACAACUUUUUUUGUGGCAAUCAUUAAACAAACAUCAUGGUCAUUAAGUAAAUCAAUGGUUUUCUAUGGGCUCAUUUAGAAGUAAAUGAGAGUGGAGGUUCUUUCUCUGAGUUUGAGGGUUGGUUUCGUUACCAGGCUAGGUAACAUCUUCAGCAGAGUUUAUGGAAUUCCCUAAAUUUCACUAAAGAAGUUACCUAGCCUGGCAAUGAAACAUUUGGAAGCCAAUCCACAAGCUCAGAGAAAGAACCUCCACCCUCACAUUCCAUCCAAGCUACAGAUAUUCAUCACCAAAAGUAAAUGCUGGUUUUCAGCAAAAUUAUCAUAAAACGUAAUUAUAUGACUCUAAGAUCCUAGAAACAUAAAUGGGGCCAAGCUGUUGAGCACCCAAAGUUCUAUCACAUGAUUGUUGGAACUUUGAAUCCAGGUCGUACAUAGCCCUGAGGUAGGUCCAUUAUAACUUUGAAUGAUCACUAAGCUACUGAUCAUAAGUCAAGGGCAACCUGUACUUAAUUAUGUUUUCUGGUACACGAGCUGUCUAAGUGUGAAGUCCACAAACCCAGUUGUUCAAUCCAUAUUGUGCACUGCAAUGUAUAUACAAUGCUAUUUAUGUUUUGUAUCCCUAACAAAAAAAGAGGGAUACUGAUUUUAAUGCAGGCCAACAAAUAAGUAGUGUCAUGGGGAUACUGGUCCCCAAAAUAUUUGAACUUGCACUCAAAUAAAAUGGGGUGAAACUGUGGCCACACUUUUAUGUUCCCAAGGCCAGUGUUUUUGUAAGACAAAAUGAUGGCUUGCCUCAAACAAUAGCCAGGUUUCAUAUAACCCACUAAGUGAUGUGAUUGUUUUAACACAAUCUCUGAACCAAGACACAAUAACUUAUAAACCAUGCUUUAUAGUACAAAAUCAACCAGUAGGCGUUUAUUCAAUAACUAUGGCUUAAUACAAUAUAUGAAUCACUAUGAGAUUAAGAUUAGUAGUAGGAUCUCUUAAGAGGGCAGAUAUAUGGUUUCAUUUUAUUUAUUAAUCACAUUUACAGAGAAAUGAGAUACUGUUUUGGGAUCCCACUAAACUUGUCUGCUGUCCUAUAUUAUGAUGAAAUUUGCUAUUCUUCCUCCAGCUUUGAAGUAAAAAUUUAACUGUAAAACCUAUUGGAUCUAGUCUAUAAACAGGGAAGAGAAGGCUCUUAUGCUCUGCAUCAGGUGGGGAAAAUGCUGGAUUUGUCCUGCAGAAUUACAUGGAUCAGAUACAAAUCACCAUCCUGAUAUCAAUGUAUAAAUAAUAUUCAUAUUUAAGAUGCAUUAGCUUCUCAUAUUAUUUUUUAUUCAGACAAUGCUCUAUAUUGGAACAGAUCCAAAUGUGACUCAACAGAUUAUCAGGGAUUUAUAUCAACACCACAUGAAAAAAAGCCAGCUAAAAAGGGAACUGUAAUAGGUGAAUUGGUGCCCCAUUAAAAUUCCCCUAACUUUGACUACAAAGUUCUCUUUUAUGAUCUUCAGUUUUCUUCUAGUGCAGCAUUACAUUAUUUUAAGCUGUUAAAAUAUUCCAUUGUUUUAACAUUUCUGAUUUACUGGCUGUGGAAUUCUUGGAGUUGAAGUCCACUAAAACACUGGUAUAUAGCAAGUUCCCCUCCAGCUCAAACUGAACAGUAAUCUCCAUGUAAAAAGAUUUCGUCCUCCUCUAAAGUAUAAUGUAUUUUAUUAACUUCAUCAAAGACUACUUUUGCAAAUCUUUCCUAAUUUUUUACCACAGUAUGUCCAAGGUUGAAUAGCUUAUGUGGGUUUUUUUUUCCUGUUGUGGCAGUGAAAAUUCUGAGGUGAGUGGGUUGGUGUUGGACUGGCUGUUCCUUCUCAGAAGAAUUAUACAGAAAGUUAAUAGGAACUUUAUAUUGUAAUUCAUUUGCUAUAUUCCAGAAAGGGUGUUGUUAAAUAUAAGGAAACAAAAAUAGCUUACUUCUUUGUUUUUGUUUCUCUCAGUCUGUAACUCAAAACUUUUUAACACUACUUAGAAUAACUUCUUCAGAAUUUCCCCAAUAUCUCUUGUUAGGUAAGAAUCAGCAAGAAUAAUAUUUGAAAAGAAGAUUUGAACAUUUUCCCAUGCAUUUAUAAAUUCAGCCUCAAUGUUUAUUUUUAUUCCAUAUUCACAUCUGAAAUUCCAUCCGCUAUGAGUCAUUUCAAUAAUGGCAAACAUUAAUUUGCCUCUGAUUUUGUAAUUCUGAUCUACUAAAUCAGCAGAAAUGCCUUUAAAAUAUUUGCUUGCUUCAUAUGUUCAAGGUUGUUCUUUUCCCACAUUUACUGCAAUAACCUUCAGGCUAUUUCCUUUCAAAUUUGUCUAGCAAGCCACAUGAACUUUAGCUGCCAAGAACUACUGGUACAUUAAUAACUCAUCCAUCAACCUCAUUUUGUGCUUGUAAAAAUUACAAUUUUGAUAAACUUUGAACAGCAGUUUUGUUGAACUCUGUAACAGUUUCUCUUGUGAUCUAGCAAAAAUCACCUGCUAUGUAAUUUAUUCCAAUUGUCCUAAAUUGGAUUUAUUAAGCAAACAAUUAAAAAAUGACCUAUUUCAUCAGAAUUAUUAAUGCAAACUCCAAAAUCAGCUGUUUUUUCCAAUAAAAGGGAAUGUCUGUACCUCGGGUUCAAAUGAAAGGUCCUUGGUGCUCUCUGAGCUUGGUUAUUUUCUUGCAGAUGUUUCAUUACCAAACCAUAACAUUAUCAGUGCUAGUUGGGAGUGGGGUGUGCUCUCAAUUUAUAUUCUACUGACUUGCCCUGCCAAACCAUUGGUGGGGGUUUUUUGGGGGGGCUGUUUGGUGUUGGUUUGUUUCGAGGUUCUUUGAGUGGGAUAUUGUUCACUUCUUGACUGUUGAUCUGAUGUUAAUUUUGGUGUUAAUCUAUGCCCAUCUAGCCCUCAAUUGCUUUGGGGAUGUAUUUUGGUCUUUUUGCUCCUUUUUUUGGCCUAUUGAUUAUGCCUUUUGCACAGCAUGUAGAUGUUGUUGAAGUCUGUUGAUGGCUCAAUUUCCAGAAUGCCAGGCUUCCAGGAAUUCUCUAAUGUUUUUGGAUUUGGCUUGGUCUAGAAUGGUCACAAUUUCCAUGAAGAACUACUUUAGAUUUAAGAAAAUUAUAUGGAGAGACUCAGUACGAAAGCCCUUUGAUGUGGUGGUUAAGGUGCUGGAUUAGAACUGGAGAAACCCAGUUUUAAUCCUCUCUAAAAGCCAGCUUGGUGACCUUGGCCAGUCAUUUCUUUCAGCCCAAAACAGGGCUGGCUAUGACAAACUGGCUGAAAAACAAAACACCUACAAUAUUCAUCAGGUAUUGAUGACUUUGUUGUACAAACUGAGCAACUGUGGUACAAACAAGCAGACUCUGCAAUUGAGUGGGACAAACAUAAGAGAAGGAAGGGAAACAUAGUCAAGGAUGUCUACACUUAAUAUCAAGUCCUGCCUUAAGUUAUACUCCACAUGUCAAUAUUGCAUUUAUCUACAGGUGGUGAUACUUAAGCAAAUUUACCUGAUCUCAAAAACUUAAGCCAAGUUGGGCAUGGUUGGGAUUUCAACAGGAUAUUGCCAGGAAAUCCUAAACUGUAGGGAAAUUGAAGUGUGAAAUAAUUCCUGGAAGAGGGCAAGGGAAUCAUAUCCUGUAAUAGCUAUACAACUGGUUUGAUUCUUAUAACAAUGAAAGGGAAGAAAAUAUCAGUCUAAUUAAGAAUGUAUAGAGUGUUUUUCUGUGAACACAGGUCUCACAUUUCUGUCUGAAUUUUUCAGAAUUUCUCCACUGAGAAAUAGCAAGGGCUGUAUGUUUCUUACUGAGUUGGCAGGGGGUGGCAUGGCAUAGAGGGAUAGUGCUGAUGCUAAAAAAAUGAAAUGGAUUGUAUGGCAAGCAGAUGGCAGCAAAGAUAUUCUGUAGACUUUGCUACAUUCUGGUGGUUGUUUGGAUUUUGACAGCCCAAUUGUGGUCACCCUAAGCAUAAUUAUAAUCUAACUUUCACAAGUCUGCCAAAAUUUAAUGCAACAGAUUAAGCCAAGUGUUUUUAGGAGCAUGGUUUAUAGUUUAGCACAAUCUAGGAACCUUCCCUUUUAAGCAAUGACCUGCUGGCACUAAUUCUGUGUCACUAUAAUACAGGAGAUACUAGGUACCCAAGCUCCGGUCAUUUCUUAUGCUUUGUAAAAUAUGUUUUAAUUUGUUCACUCACUCAACUCUAACCAAAAGAGGCUACAUUUCCAUGCAGUAAAGAAUGAGGAUGGGCUCAUUCUGGGACAAAAUAAUCUCUUAUUUUGUAAAGGUUAAGAAGGAGAGUGGGAAAUAAAGGAAAUACAUUUCCCUUGGGGCAAACUUGGAUCCAGUAAAAAACUCAAGUCCAUACAAUGUAGUCUUUCUUCAUCCUGAAAUAUCCCUGCUUUAUUGCUCAUUCAUUUCAGAAAUUGAUGCACUGAGGUGUUUAAAAAUAGGCUCUUUAUGUAGCUAUUCCUGUUUUGAAUCAGUGCUUAUAAAGGAACCUAUUCACUUGCAUAGGGAAUUAUCUUCCUACUUAUUUCCCUUCUCUAUUUUGAUCAAAAAGCAUCUAGGCUAUCAGCAAUAUGAUGCUUUUCAAUGGUCACGUUGGAUAAGGAUAAUGACAUUAUUUCUUGUUCAUUUACCGAAGACAGUGGUUUAGGCAAGCUUAUUUCACAGCCAUUUCUUAUCCUAAGAGAAGACAACUAUUAAGCUUCUGGAAGGUUUUCUUAGAAAGAAAAAUAAAAGCCACCAGUGACCAAUCCCUCAGUUAGAAUCAAGCCACUACCCCAAGGUCUGACAACUAUGUUUAACCAUGUAUUUACUUGAAAGGAAAUGCAUAGAGUCCCCACCUUAUCCACUACUGCCUGGCCAUUUACUUCUAAAAUUCUUGUAUUUUCUGAUACAUUGCACACAGAUUAGCUUUUUUGCUUUUCUUUUUCAAGGAGUGGGAAGAAUUGUCUUCAAUUAAAUUUAGAGUAAUCUUUCUUUCAUUCAUAAUAACACACAGUUAUGAAUCCUUUACGAAUCUAAAGUGUAUUAUUGUCCUUUGCAAUGGAUUCAGUCACUUAUAUUCAAGGCACCUGAUCUGAUUAAAAAUCUCCCACUCAGAUGUAAAAUGCCACCUGUGUUUCUGCUUCACAGAUCCAGUUACACAGGGAUACAAUAACUCAAGGGCAAAUGGGAUCUUUAUACCACAUGUCACUGUUUUUUAACUGUAAUUUUACAUUUUAAACCUAAUCUUGUAAAGUUGAGUUUCACUCCAAAGUUGUCUUGUUAAGCAGACAUUUAGUGAUGAAGAAUUCUACAGUCAAAAUCCAAGACAGAUUGAAUUUCCAAGUGGCAUAAAUUAAAACAAGAUUCCUCCUCCCUAUCAAAAUAAGAUUUUUAAAAAAAAAAAAUCUGUCAAAUUUCAUGACAAUAGGGUUGAAGGUCAUUAGUUGGGCUUUUAAAGAUUGCUUUUUCUUUUGAAUUGCAUCUAAUCCCAUCAACUAUCAAGAAAGGGGUGGAAAGCAUUAAAUACCCCAAGUUAUAGAAUCCAGUUUGAAGAGCCUAUUCAUGCCAUUCGAUUAGUCUACAUCCUUGCCCAAAAUGUAGUACCAUCUCCCAACCCAUAAUUGAAAUCUUUCUUUCCAAAAUAGGACUCCCUUGGUAUAGAGCAGAGGUAUGGACUUCAUCUCCUAGGAUUCCACAGUUAACCAUUCUGGGAGUUGAAGUCCACAUACAGAGGCUCUGAGAUUUGGGUGGAUAAGUGAUAAAAUUGUUUUUUUUUUUAAAGGGAUUCAAAAGAGAAUGGGGAAACCUAUUACAUUUAAUUGGGGGGAAAUCUCAUCUGGUUUUUUUGUGGGGAAGAUAUAUUGGAUUUGGAGAUUGGAUUUAUUGUAUUUAAUCAAUCAGCAAUUGAAAAGAAAUGGCAUUAAGAAAUGUGGGUAUUUGAUCCAGGACCAAUUAGGUUUAAUUAUUUUGGGAUGAUUUUGGAUUGAAGAACAUGGUAAAUUUUCUACAAGUCAAUUAUAUUGACAGUUUGUUAACAGAGUUUUGGAAUUUUAAAUUGUCUUUUUUUCAUUAUUAUUAAUAAUCUUUAUUAUUUUUUAUAUUUCUAUAUAUUAUUAUUAUUAUUAUUACUAUUGCUUUUCAUCUACUUUGUUAUUGAUAUAGUAUAUAGAUGAUAGGCUAACAAUUUGUAAACAGAUUUAAUAGUUGGGUAAUUUAAAAUUCUUUUGGCCUUUUUGUAAGUGGUAGGAGAUUAAUAUUGUUGUAUUAUAUUAAUCAGCAUUCAGCUAGGGAGGAUAUUAUGUGUAAAUAUGUUAAUUUUUUUUUCAAGACACUUUUUAAAUGUUUGUUGUGUUUUUUCUUUUUUGUUUUGGUGUUUUGUAUUUUAACUUUUCUUGAAUAAACUAAAUUCUAUUCUUAAA